UGGUCGGCCAGAACGAACGAAGUCGACGGCACACUAGACAAGUCGAUUAGACUGUACCUAUUCCUUUUCAAGGCCUAUUUCUAUCAUGUCAUGCAGUUUUUGUAAUUGACAUCGGCCAAAAUAAAGUUUAUGAAUAAAAAUAACCUUAAAAAAUUAAGUUAGGAUUUUAGUUAACGGCUGAAGUACAUUAUUAAUAAUAUUAAUAUCAUUUAUAUUACACUGGAAUAUAAUUUAUUCUCCUCACAAAAGCUUUUCCGGGAUUUACCUGAAAGCUUAUUUAAAAGAAAAAAAUUUAGCCCAUAAACCAAAAAAUUUUACUAUGUUUUGUGUUAGGGCAUUUAUAAAUCAAUUAAAAAGCCCUCGGAGUGUGAAAGCUUAUACAAAUGGUGUAAAAAUUAAAUCGGCUAGCAUAACCCAACAUACAUUUUAUUCAAUAAAAGUAAAGGAUGAUACAGAUCAACUUAUUGAUGAACUUUGCAAUAAAGACCCCAAACUUGAAAAGAAACUCAGAAUAUUAAUGUUAGAAGUUGAAGUAAUGCGGCAAGAUGGCAGGUUAGCGCCAAGUUUUUUGAAGAAUCAGCAUUGGAAACAUUUGAUGUUAUUAGAAAGCCGUAAUCAAAGAAUAAAGUAUCUAACUUAUCUCUGGAAAACUGAAAAAACAAAGGAAAAUACUAAAGCCAAAAAGGAAGCAAGAAAAAAAGAGCUAGAGACUACAUCUCCUGAAGAAACAAAAGAAUUUCCAGAUGACCUGUUAUAUGGCAUUAAAUAUAGAUCAUUAUUCCUAAGAAUCCGUGAUCAAUCCAUCAACAAUUUUGAUAAUUAUAAAGCAUUGCAAGCUAUGAUACACGGACGACCCUUGAUUGUAGACUGUUCAUAUGAAAACUAUAUGGUACAUAGAGAAAUUCUUAAUGCUGCCAAACAAAUGACAUAUGUUUUUGGGGAUAAUAGAAUACACAAGGAUCCAUUUGAUUUACAUUUGUGCAAUGUUAAUUUAGAAGGAAGUUUCAUGGAACAGUUAAAAAGAAAUAUACCUUCACUUGAUGAACCUUGGUUUCCUAUGAAUAUUCACACUGAAAGUUACUUGGACAUUUUUCCUAAGGAAAAGUUAGUUUAUCUUACACCUCACUGUCGGGAAGAGUUCACAGGAUAUGAUUAUGACUCUAUUUACAUUGUUGGAUGUAUGGUGGAUAAGAUUAACAAUGAACCAUUAUCGUUAGCAAAAGCUAAAAAAGAUGGUCUAAAAAUGGCUAAAUUACCACUUGAUAGAUAUUUAGAAUGGGCCCCAGGCUCAAAAAAAAAUUUAAACAUUAACCAUAUGAUUCCAAUAUUGUUGGACCUAAAACUAACUAGUGAUUGGGAAUAUGCUUUACGACAUAUCCCUAGAAGGAAAUUAUUGGAAACAAAAAUAUUAGCCAUGCAAAAGAAAUUAAGAAAUCCAGAAUUGAAAAAUGAGGUGAUCAAGAACUUCAAAAAAUAUGCUAAUCUUGGACCAAUGAAACAUAAUCCUUUGGCUCCAUUCAAAGACAGGAAAUCUAAAUCUCGAAAAUCUUUGUAUGAUGAUGACAGUAUAUAAAAAACAUCUCGUAAGAUAAACA
Amyelois transitella is the source of this 1595-nucleotide messenger RNA. RefSeq names its product mitochondrial ribonuclease P protein 1 homolog (gene rswl). The transcript is spliced from 5 exons. The record is from RefSeq and is a predicted model, not a curated record. Gene Ontology annotation, biological process: mitochondrial tRNA 5'-end processing; positive regulation of mitochondrial translation. Bases 320 to 1573 code for a protein of 417 amino acids. NCBI's taxonomy places the organism in Eukaryota, Metazoa, Arthropoda, Insecta, Lepidoptera, Pyralidae. Gene Ontology annotation, cellular component: mitochondrion; nucleus; nucleoplasm. Gene Ontology annotation, molecular function: tRNA binding.